AAACCAGAGCUCCUCCAAUAGGGAAUGAGUAUCUCGCGCAUGCACACUGGGUCUCUGGCGCUCGGGUGUGUACACACGGCCCCGGAGCCAUCUUCGGUGGCAAUCGGCUUUUCUCGGUGGUUUCCGUGAGCGGGUCAAAGCCGCUGGAAAUCGCGGAGAGCUCGGGAAUUUCCGUAACCUGUCGGGUAUUUCCGCGCUAUCCCAUUCAUUCUUUUUACUUUCCGGAGAGGGUGAUCGGGUGUUGCCGAGGGCCACUUUCGUGUGUUUCCGGAAGUGUGUUCGGGUGUUUCCGGAGAGAUGGACGAGGCUCAAGCAUCUCAGCUCGGGUUAUCAGAGGCAGCGGCAGCAGUGGCUGCGGUGGCGGCUGCUUCUGUACGGGACGGACCAGAAGUUGCCUCGGUCACUGUCAUGACUGGGCCUGAAGGGAGAAGCGCUGCGGGAAGCGGCUAUACAGAGGUCACCGUGUCCAGUGUUGGAGCGCCAGGAGAGAAUGUUUUCACCACUUCAGUGGCCAGCACAGGCUCCCUCUCUGAUCAUGUCCUGGCUGAGAGAGCUUCGCUACAAAUUGGAGACAGUCUCAGCACUGAGAAGGCCACUCUGAUAGUCGUACAUACCGAUGGCAGCAUUAUGGAAACGCAGAACAUCAAAGUGCCAACGUCCGGAUCUGAAAGGUCACCAAGCUCUCAGUCCCCAGGACCAGACAAAGAUGACACAAAAUACACCUGGGAUCAGUCUGCCUAUGAUAAUGAACUACCUGUACGGUGUCGUAAUAUAAGUGGCAUCUUGUACAAGAACAGACUCGGAUCAGGAGGUCGUGGGCGCUGUUUGAAGCAUGGAGAUGCGUGGUACACACCAACUGAGUUUGAAGCCAUGGCGGGCAGAGCCAGCAGCAAAGACUGGAAAAGAAGUAUUCGAUAUGCAGGAAGACCCCUACAGUGCCUUAUACAGGAUGGCCUGCUGACCCCUCAUGCUGCAUCCUGUACAUGUGCGGCCUGCUGUGACGACCUCAGUCUUAGCGGUCCAAUCCGUCUGUUCAUUCCUUACAAACGUCGGAAGAAGGAGAUAGAGAUGUCUACAGUUUCAGCCAAAAAAGACCCAACAAAGGAUAUCGGUCUUCUGCCAGCGACAGCCGAAACCACCUUCACUGUGUCUUCGUCUGGGCAGAUUACGGCUACAGAUUCGCUGACCUUUGAGAGAGAGGCCACUGCAGAGGGAAGCGCUAUCCUCACCAAUAGUCCUACACAGGGAGAUGUGUACACUGGAGCCACAGUGUUGUCUACUCUACCAGCGCUCGCUCUUGCUCCCAGUACUCCCACUAAGGAGUCCUCUUCUGCUGUGGUGAAUGGAUUGGAGGUAUCUGAGCAGCAAAGAUCCUGGCUGUAUCUGGAAGAAAUGGUGAAUUCUUUGCUCAGUACUGCACAGCAGCUGAAGAACUAUGUGGAACAAGCCAAAAAUGAGGUAUCAGCUGCCUCAGAGAGAAAGGAGUUCCCAAGUCAUUUGUUUCAGCAGACAGAAGAAAUAGAUGGGAAGCAUGAGAUAUUACUUAGGCAGUCCUGUGUUAACUGUGGAAGAGAAGCUCUUAAUGAAUGUACAGGCUGCCACAAAGUCAAUUACUGCUCCAUCUUCUGCCAGCGCAAGGACUGGAAGGAUCACCAGCACCUUUGUGGCCAGACCCCCACCUUGUCUGUCCAUGCUGAGGAUGUUCAUGUUACAGAGAAGCAUCCAGUCUGAUUAUCUUCAAGCAGUAUGUCCUACUAAGAGAUCCAUGAAAUCUUGCCAGGCAGACUCUGACAGGUGGAUACAGGCAUCCGCAUAGGACCAGGAGUGGGUUCUCAAUGAAUGCAGGAUGAAACACACCAGCUGAAUGUUUUUCAAAAACAUUUUUAUUGUACAUGGAACCCAAUUUCAUAGAUUUUACUCUACGGAAGAAAACCUUGUACUAUACCCGAACUCAGAUUACACUCAAUGUUUUGCUAUGACUGUACCAGCAGUCUCGUUGCAAUGUACAAUGUCCUCCUGUGUGCAGUGUUGGCUAUAGCUGAAAUUAAGAUGUGUGACAUUGCUUAUCGCUGGCUUUAUGCUAGCUAUUAGGAUGAAAGUCAUCUAAAAUGUUUUUCUCCAGUUUCAGUGAAAAAAUUAAUAGGUUUGAUCCUGCUGAGUGUAACUUGUCUGAAGGGUCCCUUCCAUCCUUGGCAUGGCCAAGGCAAGCUGAAAGUUCUUGUACUCUCCAUAAGUUUCAACGGAGAAUACACCAGAUACUACAGUGCAAAAUAUUGCUUCAAACUUUUUAAAUUGUUGAAAGAUGUAAAUAUCUAUAGGAGACAACCAAUUACUUCUUAGAGUCUGCAUCUAAGCAUGCAGUAAAUAUUAUAUGGACAUUCCCUUUUUUUUGCAAAGGAAGUGCUACCAUAUUAUGUAUAUACGGAGAAUAUUUUUCCGAAGACUUUUUGCUUCUUGAGCUAGUGCCAACAGAUUACUUUGUCACCUGUGGCUAAAUAGAAUGGGUCAAUCUGUUAGCUAUUAAAAUCUGUUCCCUGACAAAGUAUAAAAGAAUUUAUAGCGGGGUACACAUUUUGUAGGUCAGCUAUGUAGGUCAGGGUCGAAGGUGGAAUACCAACCUGAAUGUUAACCACUGAGCUCUCCAGAGGUUUGGGUGAUACCACCACCCUCUUCCUAUUGUAAUCACAUCUGUUAACAGAAUUGAAGUUUCUGAACGCUAGAUACCAAGGACCUCCAUGCAUCCAAUAAAAAAUAAGAAAAUUCUUGUUACAUUA
Molecule: messenger RNA, 2774 nt
Organism: Rana temporaria (common frog)
Lineage: Eukaryota; Metazoa; Chordata; Amphibia; Anura; Ranidae
Gene: DEAF1
Product: DEAF1 transcription factor
Exons: 12
Coding region: 298-1731 (477 amino acids)
Biological process (GO): regulation of transcription by RNA polymerase II
Cellular component (GO): nucleus
Molecular function (GO): DNA binding; DNA-binding transcription factor activity, RNA polymerase II-specific
Source: RefSeq, a predicted model, not a curated record